Messenger RNA from Lucilia cuprina (Australian sheep blowfly), 2207 nucleotides. RefSeq lists its product as uncharacterized. Lineage: Eukaryota; Metazoa; Arthropoda; Insecta; Diptera; Calliphoridae. The coding region runs from base 198 to 1139 and encodes 313 amino acids. The transcript is spliced from 2 exons. The record is from RefSeq and is a predicted model, not a curated record.
UACAAUAAAUAUAUUGCUUUCUCUGCUGAAUAUAUUUUCGUUUUUUCUGCAGAUUAGUUGAACGAAUUUUAAAAAUUUAGAAUAAACUGACUGUAUAAAAGGUAAAGUAAAUAAAAAUUGUUGAAGGGUGAACAAAAUAAUAGUUGUAUUAUUUAUUGCUUUCGAUUAAAACCGCAACGUUACGAAAUUAUUAAAAUAUGGAGGACUUAAAAAAGUUAUUGGAACAAAAUGAAGACUAUUUAUUGAGCAGCUCGAGUGAAAAAGAGACAGACGAUGAAUCAUCAUUAUCCGCAUGGGAUUUAAAAAAGUACAGUGAUGACGAUUCAUUUUCCAAAAAUUACGUAUUGGAAAUAAAAUGUUCAAAUUCCAUAACCUCAAACAAAAGAAAUGGUGAAAAAAGAUUGCCUACAAGAAGACCUGAUCCAAACGUCUACAAUCGCAAUGCUUUGUUAGCAAGAGAAAAUAGACGAAAGAAGAAGGCGUAUUUGGAAACUAUAGAGAAGGAGUUACAAUUUGCUCGUAAAGCUAAUAAUGCUUUAGUAAAAGCUCUUAAACGACAGCUAAAAAUAGCUCAACGGCUUGAAAAAGAAAAGAAAUAUUAUGAAGGGUUGUUUGCUAAUAGAUCUGAUAUAUUAAACCUAGUAAAUGCAUUAAAUUUUCGUUGCAUUCCUGUAUCGAGCGAUUCUCCUAAUUCCACCUUUAGUAGCAAUGCAGAUUUAAUUCAGAACGUCAUGAGAAGUACAACGAGCCUUAGCAGUAAUUUAAAUGAUGCCGACGCGCUAUCAAUACAGUUUGAUAGUCCAUCUGAUGAUUUCGAUAGUGACAAAGACAAUUUGCCCUCAACCUCUACAACAUGGGAUGACAUAUGGGGUGUAAAUGGUGUUCAUAUUGAUAAUUUAAUUUCACCCGAAUCAACUCUUAUGCAGGAUAAAAGUUGUAUACAAAGCAUUAACGAUGACCACUGUUAUGUGAUGAGUUCUUCGUUGGGCAGUUUCCAAUCACCUAAAAAACAUAGUGAAAAUAGUGAUUAUGUCGAUGUUGAAGGAGAUUCUUCAGAAAUUGGAAUAUUCUGUUCUAGUAAUUGGGACAAAUCGUGUCGAACACCGCCUCUUCAGCUUUUAAGUGACCAGACGUUUUAAACAGUUUUUUUUUGUAAAAAUUCAAAUUUGGUUAGUUGUUUUUAUUUAUUCCUAGGAAUUUGACAUUCCUUUUGUUUCUUGUAAGUUUAUUCCUAAUCUAAGUUAAUUUAACGUUAUUAAUAAGUAAAUUAUUUAGUAGGGGAGUAGAAGUUAGAGAUAAAAACAUUUUGUUUUUAGAUUUCAACAUUCCAAGCAAUUAAUGAAAAGGUUACUAAAUAAUGCUUUCGCCCUUUCAGGCCUAUUUUGGAUCAUCCACGAUGCUGCGAAUAGUGCUUGACGCUGGCGUAAAGCUCGCACAAUAUGUAGCAUCUAGUAGUCAAGGUGGGUUUUGUGAACAACUCAAAGAGUGAGCAAUAAAACAUAUCCACACAACUGAUACACUAAAUUGAAUCUUUUUACAGCAAGUUUUUCUGUCAUGGAACAAAAUCGUUACAACUUUUGCAGCAAAAAUAUGUAUCGUUUCAGUUGAACAAAUAAUGAAAGCAAGAAAAUUUAAUUACGAUAUUUGAUAUCGAUCAACAUAUUUAUAAAAUUUAAAUAGUAAUUUUGUCAACAAAUUUUCUUGCAAUCAUCAUUUGUUUCGUGUAUAUAUUAUCAUAUGUACAAAUCCAUCAAAUGCAGUUUACUUACUGUACAUAUGAUAAUUGGUAAAAUGUUUAAAAAUAAACGCGAGAUAAUGCGUUCAUGAAUUUUGUUUAAAAUCAAACUAAUCAAUUCUUUUUUUAUUUGAGUAUUACUAUUGAGUUACAGAUUUGAAGAAGUAAUCCUCCUACGAAAUAUCUGCAAAGACUAGAUCAAUAAAUGCAACCAAUUGUGGUUUUUGGUAUUUGUUGAAAUGUUGAUGUAACCGGCUUGGAAAAUAAUACGGUAUGUACCUCUACUGCUACUCCCACUUUAUCAUUAUAGUGUUAUUUAAUAUAAAUAUAGUUUAAGAAAGCUUAUUCUUAAAUGUAUUAUACACAUUCAUAUAUUAUAAAAGGAUAAAACGUAAUUUAAACACAUACAUACAUAUAUUUUAAACAAAUUGUUGUUUUAUAAUAAAAGUUUGUUAGUAUAAUUUAUAAAAAA